CGCUCGCCCGUUGGCCGUGCUAUUCCCAUUCCCAAGCGCAUGCGCUUUUCACUGACGGAGUGGAGACCAUUUCCUUCCAGCAGCAGGCCUUACAGAGCUCACACACACACACACACACACACACAAACACAUAAGCAUACACACAUAUGCGGUCUCAGUACAGACAACAGCCGUCAAAGCGAAGCAGCGUUUGGAAUAGUGUAAUCUUAACACCGCAACACCUGGAUGCCCCCCAACCGCAGGAAUCAUUCUAAUGGGUGUUCAUCGCUGAACUGCAGCAGCAUAUGGUCGACAGCACAGUGGUAUCUUUUGGAUCAUCUGCUGUUACUCCUGAUGUCAACAACUUUAUGGGGUCAGUGUCUAAGGAAAAUAAACCCACCCUUCUCAAGUUUCUGUAAAGGCAGAGUCUCCUGGGAAUCUCUCAUGGUACUAGCUGAACAGUGACCGCUACCUGCCUGAGGACACCUGCUGCCAAAUUCCCUUCAUCAUGUCUGGGAUCCAUGUACCAUGGUCGACUGGCACAGAGUGUGUAGCCAAGUAUAACUUUCAGACUGCCAAUGAACAGGACUUACCCUUCUGUAAAGGAGAUGUACUGACCAUCAUCGGAGUCACCAGGGAUCCAAACUGGUACAGAGCAAGGAACCAGGUGGGCAGAGAGGGCACCAUCCCAGCUAACUAUGUCCAGAAAAGGGAAGGCGUCAAGUCAGGAGGGAAACUCAGUCUUAUGCCCUGGUUUCAUGGGAAGAUAACUCGGGAGCAGGCCGAGCGGCUCCUCUACCCUCCAGAGACGGGUUUAUUCCUGGUGAGGGAAAGCACCAACUAUCCUGGAGAUUACACCCUGUGUGUCAGCUGUGAUGGCAAGGUGGAGCACUACCGCAUCAUCUACCACAACGGCAAACUCACCAUCGACGAGGAAGAGUAUUUUGAGAACCUCAUGCAGCUGGUGGAGCACUACACCAAAGAUGCUGAUGGCCUUUGUACCAGGCUGAUUAAACCCAAGUUGAUGGAGGGAACAGUGGCAGCGCAAGACGAAUUCUCUAGGAGUGGCUGGGCCUUGAACAGGAAAGAGUUGAAACUCCUCCAGACCAUUGGAAAAGGGGAGUUUGGGGAUGUGAUGGUAGGAGACUACAGAGGGACCAAGGUGGCGGUCAAGUGCAUCAAAAAUGACGCUACAGCACAGGCUUUCAUCGCUGAGGCUUCUGUCAUGACGCAACUGAGGCACAACAACCUGGUGCAGUUGCUAGGGGUAAUCGUGGAGGAGAGAGGCAGUCUCUACAUUGUCACAGAAUACAUGGCUAAGGGCAGCCUAGUGGACUACCUGCGCUCUCGAGGGCGGACUGUUCUCGGUGGAGACUGCUUACUCAAGUUCUCACUUGACGUAUGUGAAGCUAUGGAGUACCUGGAGGCCAAUAACUUCGUCCACAGAGACCUGGCGGCUCGCAAUGUGCUGGUUUCUGACGAUAACAUCGCCAAGGUCAGCGACUUCGGUCUCACCAAGGAGGCAUCCUCCAUACAGGACACUGCCAAGCUGCCCGUCAAAUGGACAUCCCCAGAAGCACUAAGAGAGAAGAGGUUUUCCACUAAGUCAGACGUUUGGAGUUAUGGGAUCCUACUGUGGGAGAUCUACUCCUUUGGGCGUGUGCCUUAUCCUAGAAUUCCGUUGAAAGAAGUGGUGCCUCGGGUAGAGAAAGGGUACAAGAUGGACGCCCCAGACGGCUGCCCCGCCGUGGUGUACGACCUGAUGAAGCAGUGCUGGACCUUGGAUCCUGUGAUGCGGCCCUCCUUCCGCAUGCUGAGGGAGAAGCUGCAGCAUAUCAGAGCCAAGGAGCUCUACCUGUGAAGAGGAGACGCUUGUGGGGGGUACCGGGGGAAGAGGACGGGGGCGAGAUGCAGCCCAGCACAGCUGUUAAGUGGGAGGAGGAGCAGGAGAAGGAGAAGAGGGACCACAGCACUUUCCUCCUGCCUGCCCAGCCUCUUGACCUGUGGGACUGCUACGCUGUGCCCCCUCCCCCGAUCUCCGCCGUCCACCAGCCGUCCUCUGCUUUCACACUAGGACUGUUUUCCUGUUCGUGUUGUAUAGCUUUUGCCAGACAAUUUCCUCUUCUCGCGAUGGGCCGCUCCUCUUUCCUCCUCCUACACCUGCCACUACUCACUCACUCUCCCUUCUCUUUGUCACUUGGUCCAAAUUGCUCUUCUUCUUCUGUGUGAAAGUUCCCUUUUGUUUCUUUGUAUUUCCUCCCCUCCUCCUCCUCCUCUCCUGAACAUGGCAUUAACUGGAGGGGAGGCUGGCCUUUUCCUCCACGUUUGUCAGGUGCUCUUUUCUUCUCCAGUCCACCCCACUCAAUCAUUCCCAGAUUCUCAUAUCACCAUGUGGCUUUGCAUGCCUUUCAGCCCAACUCUGUCAUUCCUUCCUUGCAUCCCUCCUUGCUUUCCCUCGGCCUUGGUGUCAGGUGUGGGGCCUUCGCUCUGUGCCAAAGUGCCUCCAGUCUACAGAGCUCCAGACUUCCCUCCAACACUUCUUUUGAUUGGACUGUUAUGGUUUCAUUUUUUAUUUUUAUUUUUUAAACAAAAUCUUUUUUUAUUGCUUUCUUUGUUCCAGAGGUUAUUAAACUGUUUUCUUUUUUUAAAUGGCAUCUCCUUCACCUCCACCAUCUUGACAUCAGACUCUUUUUUUUUUUUUUUUUUUUUUUUUUUUUUGUUAAUCCAAGCGUCCAUGAAGAGCACGAGAAUAGGAAUUGAGGAGACUUGGGGGGGCCAGUGUCAUGUUCAUCCUUCCUUAAAGACCGCCCAGAGGAGUGGUGGGUGGGUGGUUGGGUGGCAGGGCAAUAACAGGAGAAGAAGGGGGAGAGGCAGUUCACAAACAUGGUUGAUUCAUCAUACGUGGGCUUGUUUUUAUAUCAAAAUAUAUUUAAAGGAUUAAAAAAAAAAGAACAAGGAAAAAACUGACUUGGACAGAGUUAAAAAAGGACGAUUUUCGGAAGCCAGGAGCAACUUGCCGUUAGGGAUGUUCAAUGUCUGAAUGCUAGGGUCGGGGUGGUGCAUGCUGUGUGUGAGAGGCCUUGGGUUCAACUGUCAGUGCUUUCAAUGUUCAUUGUUUUAUUAUGCUAUCAUAAUUAUGAAUAAAUCAUUCCAUCUGAA
Oreochromis niloticus (Nile tilapia) is the source of this 3138-nucleotide messenger RNA. RefSeq names its product c-src tyrosine kinase-like (gene cskl). Lineage: Eukaryota; Metazoa; Chordata; Actinopteri; Cichliformes; Cichlidae. Gene Ontology annotation, biological process: protein phosphorylation. Bases 488 to 1840 code for a protein of 450 amino acids. The record is from RefSeq and is a predicted model, not a curated record. The transcript is spliced from 14 exons. Gene Ontology annotation, molecular function: protein tyrosine kinase activity; protein binding; ATP binding.